Messenger RNA from Arachis ipaensis, 2579 nucleotides. The record is from RefSeq and is a predicted model, not a curated record. NCBI's taxonomy places the organism in Eukaryota, Viridiplantae, Streptophyta, Magnoliopsida, Fabales, Fabaceae.
CUUCACAACAUACCAGCAGAAUCAGUGACCAAUGAACAGAGAAGACUGAGCAGCCAUAAACCAGCACAUAAGAAGGAGCAGGGAAUGGCAGAGACGAGGGAUGUAGCAGAUGCGAGGCGGAGGCGCGGUGGAGGGGAUGUAGCAGCGCGAUGACAAGGAAGGCAAUGGUGAGGGUUAGGGCAUGGUGGCAAGGAAGGCGAAACGACAAGGAAGGAGAGCAGAGAAGACGACACUGACGAUGCAGAGGAGAUCGGUGAGGAGGACGACGCUAGCGACGAGGUAAACGAGGGCGACCCUAGUGACGAGGCGGAGACGAGUACGGUGCUGGUGACGGCGAGGAUCUGAGCUCUUCCAGGGUUGAGAGUUGAGAGUGACGGUAAGAGUUGAGAAUGUCAUCCCCGAACUUGCACUCCGGGAUUUAAAGUUGUUCUUCUGUCAAUUUCUGGACAUGUGGCGCGAGUUGGCAAGCUUAGUGAUAUGUGGGACUCACAACGGUUAGCUGAUGUGGCAAAGUAAACUCUUCCAACUCAAUUUGGUCCCUCAAUUGAAAUUAAAACUCUAAUCCCCAAAUUUAAAGUCCACAAUGCUCAUUCUGUUCUCUUCUCUUCGAUUAUGUGUUCUUCUCUUCUCCCUCUCUGAAGCCCAUCGGUUAUGGCAAGCGCGAGCAAUACAGUUAGGAGCAAUGUGAGCAACAGUAAAAUCUGGUUAUCAAUCUGAGUGUGCCAGAGUUGGGGUUCAUGUCGAAAAGGUUGGGAUGCUUAGAGAAGCUGAUGGCUUGUUAUUUGACUUGGAGGGUGAAGAAAUUUCAUUGGAUAAUCAUGAGAUUUUCAGUUAUCUGAUUGAAGGGUAUGUUAACAUGAAAGAAUUAGAAAGGUCUGUUUUUGUGUAUGAUUUUAUGAGGGGUCACGGUAUGAUUUCUUUGCGGUUGUGUUACCAUGUUCUUGUUGAUCUUUUGGUGAGAAUACAGAGAACAGAGCUUGCAUUUAGAAUUUCAGUUGAUAUGCUGGAUUUCUGUGGCAAAUUGAAUUGUGCCAACGCGAAAACGUUGGAGAAUUUGGUGAUACUAAUUUGUGGCAAUGGAAAGAUUCUGGAAGCAAGGAACAUUGUCAAGAAGGUGUUGCCUUUCAAUCCUGAGGUUAGUAGCUUCGUUUUCGAUGAGAUUGCUUUUGCAUACUGUGAGAAGAAGGACUUCAAUGAUUUGCUUAGUUUCUUUGUCGAAGUAAAGCGUGUCCAGAGUGUAGUGGCUACCAAUAGAGUUAUAAAUUCUUUGUGCAGCAGCUAUAAUGUAAAAAUGGCAGGAUUUUUUAUGCAAGAACUUGAAAACAUAGGCUUUAAACUUGAUGAAGUAACAUAUGGGAUAUUAAUUGGUUGGAGUUGUCGCGAAGGAAACAUGAAAAACUCUAUGAAUUAUUUGUCUCUUAUGCUAUCAGAAGGCUUGGUGCCGCGCAUAUAUACUUAUAACACUCUUAUAAGCGGGUUGUUUAAAGUAGUCCUGUUAGAGCAUGCUCGUCACAUUCUUAAUGAGAUGAUGGAUAGGGGGACGCCGCCUGAUAUUUCCACCUUCAGAGUACUUAUAGCGGGGUAUUGUAGGUCUAGACGGUUUGAUCUAGUGAAAAGUUUGAUUCAUGAGAUGGAUAAUGGUGGUUUAUUGAACUUUCGUCAAUGGAGAAUCCACUUUCCAGGGCGUUUACCGUUUUGGGAUUUAACCCUUUGAACGUGAGGUUGAAACGAGACAAUGACAGAAAACUUUUAAAUACAGAGUUCUAUGAUGAUAUUGGAAAUGGACUUUACUUGGAUACAUAUGUUGAUGAGUAUGAGAACCACAUUGCUCACAUUCUUGAAGAAUCCAUGGUACCUAAAUUUAGUUCAUCUGUCAGGAAGGAGUGUAGCAAUAAUAACUUAAAAAGGGUAUUGGUUUUGGUUGAAGAAAUGCUUCGUUGGGGGCAAGAGCUGUUGCUGCCAGACUUUUCAAUGUUAGUGAAACAACUUUGUUCAUCUCGAAGACAAGAAGACAGAAUCGAAGAGAAGAGAACAGAGUGAGCACUGUGGGCUUCAAAUUUGGGGAUUAGGGUAUUAAUUUCAAUUGAGGGACCAAAUUGAUUCAAGAGAGUUUACUCUACCACAUCAGCUAGCCGUAACGCCCACGUGUCACUAAGCUUGCCAACUCAGCCUUCCGGUUGCGUCAGUUGACUAGAAAUUGCCGGAAGGACAACUUUGAGUCCCGGAGUGCAAGUUCGGAGAUGAAUUUGGGGAAUUUUUAAGUUCAGGGACUACUAUGAGGUUCGAGUGCAACUUCAGGGACUACAUUGAAGCUUAACUCAGGUUUUAUCUGAAUAAAGUAAUAAACACCCAACCCAACCUUUCUCCAUUUUCACAAAAGACAAGCCAAUGCUUAUAAAAAAAAAGGUGAAUGCUAUGGUGUUUAAAAAGUGGUGCUUAUUUAUUUAAAAGGGUUAAAAGUUAUUAUUUAAUUUAAAAGAUAUAAGAAUAAAUAAUUUUUAAAAAAUUAAAACUUACUACAAAAAGUAAGUUAGGCAAAAUUUAGGCAAAAACUCAUAGGCACCAUAGAAUUGGCAAAA